ACAGUAGUGUUGCAGACCAAACGGCGGUGUCUCCUCUCUCUCCGGUGGUGUAAAUGUGCGCGGACUGGACCACGACCCACGGGCCUGUCCAUGGACGCACCACGCGCUCGCACAUCACUUUGACGUGGGUCUAAACGCAGGCAACGAAGCUUCAACGCAACACGCGCACUGGAUAAACCCAUACACUUCUCUCUGUUCAUGCUGGAUCUUUGAAUGGUGCGUUUUGAAUCGCCGGCAAGGCUGACCCCACUAAUCAUCAUCUGAGGUGUCAAGCCCUCACUCCUCCGAUGUCCGGCCCCUCCUCAGUGUGAUCUCCAUGGCUCCGGUGCUGAGUGGGGUGUGGUGGGGGCCUGAGGCGGGGGUGGUGGGCUCUGGGGCAGCGGUGGCCAGUGGAGUGGGGGUCCUGGUGGGCAGUGAGCAGAUCGUACUGGUCUGUACCCUCAGUGGACUCACCGUUCUUCUGCUGGUGUCUGUGCUUCUGCUGCUCUGUGCCAGCUGCCAAGGGCAGAAGAAAACAGCCUCUUCUCAUUCUGCAGGGGACCAAGAAAACCUUGUGAAUGGAGGAGUGUCAGAGCGGGACACUAUCAGCCAAUCAGCAGACAGUCCAGCCACAGACUUAGGGGUCAGCAGCUCACACAAUGGACCUCUAACAAGCGGUACAAUUCUGACGGACACACAGGAUCUUAGUCCCCAACCUUCAGAGGAACUGCUGUCCAGCCAAUCAGAACUCAGGUCCUCCAAGUGUCCCCAGGACCGGGAGCUGCCCAGUAUCCCUCCCACCAGUGCCCUUAUCGGGGACGGACCUCCAGCCUCUGGGGACAGCACCUAUGAGGUUGUGAAAGAGAUUGCGCCCACCUCCAGAGACGUCAGCGUGGAAGACUCACUUUAUGAAACGGUCAAAGAACUCAAAGAGCCUCCUCUCCAGCUGGGAAUCCCCAAUGGUACAACUCAUUUAACCCGGGACGAGCCCCCACACCCCCCUCCCCCCACCAGCCUUCUCAACGGACACCCCAGCCCCUGCACUCCUGAACGGGGGCCCCUGUGCACGGGGGUGGAGUACGCCUCUGUGGACCUGAGGAAGAAGAGCCGGCACAGCGCUGAUAUGGAAGCGAAGAGGCGCUCAGAUAACCAUGCGACUGCUCCUGUUCAAAAAGAGGAGGAGGAUCUGCCCCCACCUGUCCCAGAGAAGGUCCUGGAUGAGAACGAUAACCAGCCUGUAGUGGUGAACGGGCUGAUGGGGGCGGGGCAACACAAUGGAGAGUUACACUCCCCUCUGUCUCCUGCACCAGGGUUCGAAAACCACAUUUUGCCAGACAAUGAGUCUGCUGUAUACUCCACUGUUAACCAAUCAAACGGCUCUAUAAACGACGAUGACAAGGAGCAUGAUUACAGCAGCAUUGCCGAAAUCAAAGGCCUUGUCCCUGCCUCUUCCUCUAGUGAUCUGUACGCCACUGUCAACGACAUCCUGCCUCACCAGCUCCACCUAGAGGAAGACCUCGUUUUGGACAGCAAUGACCCAGGCUAUGAGACCAUCCGCAUCCCAAAGACUAGUAGCUCUGAUGACGAACAUAGGGGCAUGAUGGGAGCAGACGGAUCGGAGGUCACCAGACCAGAGCCAGAUUACGAGAGUGUGGGAGAGUUGGGAUUGGGCAGAGAAAUGUCACGACUUUGAGUUUUCAUUGAUGCGUUGGUGACCUCUCUCGAGAAGCAGGCAGGACGGUUCAGGACAUGGUUCGUAAUCAAUGUAUGUGUCCGAUUUACAGCUAGGGUACGUUUAUCAUAUCUACCAUUUGACUAAUUUAAUCAACCAGGGUGAAUGUCACUGGUACUGCCAUGGCUUGGUGUUAAAUGAAGUGCGGUACAGCCACUGGGCAUCAAUCAUGUGGAACAGUGCACUUUGGUUUACCAUUAUAUCUGACAGUACACAUCACGGACGCGUGAGCAACUCCUGGGUUGUGAACAAGAUCAAUUAUGUACAAUUAAAAGUGGCCUAUGAUGACCAAACAUGGUUUAAGGGUUUGGAGAAGGACACACUCGGUGCCUGAAGAUUAAACAGUGCCAUAUAUUCUGAUGAUAAGCAUAUUGUAGUAUUAGAAUAAUGAAAGCUGCUCUGCAAAUGCAAGUGACUUUGCAACCCCCAUUUAACACAGUAUAAAUAAACCUACAGUCCAAGCAUUUACAAAUAAUAAAAGAUUUGAAUUUUAUAUAUAAUAAUAUCCUAGUUUCAUUGUCUAGUAGUUUAUAGCUAUAUUCUCAUAUUAUUUGCUGACAUUAGCAUAUAUAUUUUUAUUUUAUGCUCUUUUAGCUUUUUGGAAUAGGCUGUUUAUUCUGACGGUAUCUAGACUCUCCAGUUUAAUGUUGCAAAGUGACUUUUGCUGAAGCAGUUUAUCACACAUCACCAUGGAUACAGUGGUUGGUCGGAGGAACAGCUCUGCCCAUGAGCUUGUGGUUAACAGUACUUUUACAUAUGAAAGCUUUUUCGGUGUUUUAUAGUCAGCAGUUUCUUUUUGUGAAGUUCAUAUUUAUUUUUUCAAAAAAACAUUGUAAUUGUAAAAGAUUGAGAAGUAAUAGAGGUUUUGUAAGUUUUUAGAGUUUUUACAAAAAACGUUAUUGAAAGUUGUAAAGGU
Molecule: messenger RNA, 2627 nt
Organism: Boleophthalmus pectinirostris (great blue-spotted mudskipper)
Lineage: Eukaryota; Metazoa; Chordata; Actinopteri; Gobiiformes; Gobiidae
Gene: pag1
Product: phosphoprotein membrane anchor with glycosphingolipid microdomains 1
Exons: 9
Coding region: 317-1672 (451 amino acids)
Biological process (GO): negative regulation of T cell activation; intracellular signal transduction
Cellular component (GO): membrane raft; plasma membrane
Source: RefSeq, a predicted model, not a curated record